This is a messenger RNA of Durusdinium trenchii, 978 nucleotides long. The record is from the annotation of a GenBank genome assembly. Lineage: Eukaryota; Dinophyceae; Suessiales; Symbiodiniaceae.
AUGCUGCCCAUUGAAGCAGGCCCGCUGGUGGGGCAUUCGCGGUUGAUAGUUCAUUCGCGUCCAUCCACUUCCGUGGCGGCUCCUCAGCCACAUGUUUGCAGAGGACAAUCUGCCAUCAUUGGUGGCACCGCAGUAGCAUGCGCCCGUUAUUUGGCCCAGCGGAGGUCAAGCGCGUGCCGCGCGAAAGGCAAGACCACUCGACAAGCUGGAGGUGAGGAGAUCCUCGAAGGGCUGGCUCAAGAGGUGGUCGGUGUUCGACAGGGAGUUCGGCUGUUGUUGGCGGAAGGGUUAGGUGCCUGUUCCGCAAACGGCUUCACGCAAAGGCAAAAGAUGAUAAAAGAGGUGGAACACUUAUUUGGUGUGUUGUUGCGAGACUUGAGAGCGCCGGCAAGCAACAAGGGCUUGACUGAGGAGGAGGGCAUCCAACUCCGCCUUUUCAGGGUGAGCCUCGAUUUCCUGUCAGGUCUCGACAGGUUGGAAAGAUGGACACCGGAUGAGGACGGCGAGAACAGUGUCUCCAUCCAGAUCUUGAGAGGACAGAGGGCCUAUUUGCCGGCAUCUCUCUGGAAUGUGGGGCUCUUGGUUUGCUUGAAGAAGCGCCCUGUGGAGGAUGAGGCGUCUCGGUAUGCGAUCACCUUUGGGGAGGUGGCACUCCUUCAUAUAGGUGGCAGGGAGCUCGGCGCCCCCCGGGCGCUCGGCGGUUUUACGGUGCCGGAGCUCGUGGCAGUGGCCCAAGGCCUUCCGAAUGCAGAGCUGGUGGCCUUGAGUGAUGUUCUGCCAGAGGAGCUGAGGAAAGAGAAUGAAGCGGCCACGCUGGUCAUCCGGAAUGGUGCAUCAGUGUUUCUGGGCAAGGGCGCAGCCAAUGACUUCAAGAACAGAAGGCGCUCCUGUAUGACAGCAAGUUUUGGGACGCACGGCGGUCCAAGACCCUCCACAAGCGAGCUCGACACAACCUCGUCUUCGGCGAUCAGGGGGUAG